AUGGCUGAUGCAGAACCAUGGAAGACAGUCAAGAUACCCCCGAUCGUGCAGGAGCUGGCGACCGGCAUGCAGGAGCCACCGAGCCGGUAUGUGAUCGCUGAGCAGAACCGGCCCACCGCGGCUGGUUUUGAGAUGCCCGAUCCCAUACCCAUCAUCGAUCUCAGCCGACUGUCUGCCAACUGUGCUGAUGAGGUUGCCAAGCUGCGGUCCGCCUUGGAGAAGUGGGGUCUGUUCCUGGCUGUUGGCCAUGGAAUGGAGCAAAGUUUUCUUGGUGAGGUGAUGGGAGUGGCUAGGGAAUUCUUCAAGCUCCCACUGGAAGAGAAGCAGAAGUAUUCGAACUUGGUGAACGGCAAUGAAGUCAGGAUCGAAGGUUACGGGAACGACAUGGUCGUGUCAGAGAAGCAAAUCCUGGACUGGUGUGACCGCCUCUACAUCAUAGUGGAACCUGAGAAUCGAAGAAUCUACAGCUUGUGGCCAACACAGCCUCCAUCGUUCAGAGAUAUUCUGAGUGAGUACACAGUCAGGUGCCGUAAGAUCGCCAAUCUUUUCCUCCAGAACCUGGCCAAGCUACUAGAUUUACACGAGGACUACUUCGUCAACAUGUUCGACGAGAAUGCCUUGACAUACGCCAGGUUAAACUACUACCCUAACUGUCUGAAGCCGGACCACGUCUUCGGCAUGAAGCCCCACACCGAUGCCUCGGUGAUCACAAUCGUCUUCAUCGAUGAUAAUGUCAGCGGGCUCCAGCUUCAGAAAGAUGGCGUCUGGUACAACGUACCCAUUGUUCCGAAUACAUUACUCGUGAACGUGGGAGAUGUAAUGGAGAUAAUGAGCAAUGGAUUCUUCAAGAGCCCGAUUCACAGGGUUGUGACCAAUGUGGAGAAAGAGCGGCUAUCUUUGGUGAUGUUCUACACGAUGAACCCGGAGAAGGAGAUUGAGCCACUGUCAGAGCUGGUGGAUGAGAAAAGACCGAGGCGGUACAGGAAGACAACAACUAAUGACUACAUAGCAAAACUCUUCGAAACUUUUGCUAGGGGGACACUAGCUAUCGACACAGUGAAGAUCUGA
Messenger RNA from Triticum turgidum subsp. durum (durum wheat), 1068 nucleotides. The record is from the annotation of a GenBank genome assembly. NCBI's taxonomy places the organism in Eukaryota, Viridiplantae, Streptophyta, Magnoliopsida, Poales, Poaceae.